Molecule: messenger RNA, 399 nt
Organism: Pocillopora verrucosa
Lineage: Eukaryota; Metazoa; Cnidaria; Anthozoa; Scleractinia; Pocilloporidae
Cellular component (GO): extracellular region
Molecular function (GO): chitin binding
Source: RefSeq, a predicted model, not a curated record
GUUCACUGAAGAUUGAACAACACAACAGUUGACUAAUUUGACUUCAUUUUUAUUAUGUCCUCAGUCUGCCUCGUUCAGUAUGCGGUGUUAGUAAAUCUUAUUGUGUUAUGCGCGGCGACACUUAACACAGCUACUACUGAACAGUCUUUUUCCCAGAAAGGCCACGCCCAAACACAGGGAAAGUCAAAGGUCCUUCCACCACGAACACUGCCGGGAGAUAUAAAUCACGCGGGGGCGAAAAUAGGAAAUGUGUGUACGGGAGUUCCUGAUGGUGACUACGCCGACAUACAUAACCCGUAUGGUUAUAUCACCUGCCAAGGAGGUCAGACAAUCCGUAAAAACUGUCCACCAGGGAAGAUGUGGGAUACAGAGACGAAAAGCUGCGUUAUGCAACUGUGA